Molecule: messenger RNA, 1809 nt
Organism: Cicer arietinum (chickpea)
Lineage: Eukaryota; Viridiplantae; Streptophyta; Magnoliopsida; Fabales; Fabaceae
Product: cytochrome P450 716B1-like
Biological process (GO): sterol metabolic process
Molecular function (GO): monooxygenase activity; oxidoreductase activity, acting on paired donors, with incorporation or reduction of molecular oxygen; heme binding
Source: RefSeq, a predicted model, not a curated record
GGAACAUAUAUUAGAUGACAGAAAGUUUCAAAAAUAUACACAGCCGGCUUGUUUACAUUUGAACACUUCAAUCAAGGAAUCAAAGAAAAGGAUAAAUCCUCUUCAAAAAGCAUCACACAAAAACACUCUCAUGUGAUAUCACAUAUUCCAGAACCUGAAAAACAAAGUAUUGAAAAAACCAUGACAACUUUUCUCCUUGUUUCUCUCCUCUUACUCAUCCCAAUUCUCUUUCUGCUGAAAAGAACCAAACAAUCCAAAAGGGUCCCUCCAGGUUCACUUGGAAUACCAAUCAUUGGUCAAAGUCUUGGACUUUUAAGAGCUAUGCGUUCAAACACUGCAGAAAAAUUUAUUGAAAACAGAAUCAACAAGUAUGGUCCUAUUUCAAAGCUAAGUCUCUUUGGAACACCAACUGUGUUGAUUCAUGGACAGGCUGCAAAUAAGUUUAUAUUUGCUAAUGGUGGUGAUAAUAUUGUUAAUCAGCAAACAAAGUCUAUUAGGAUGAUCUUAGGUGAUAGGAAUUUGAUGGAACUGAGUGGCAAAGAUCAUAGUAGAGUUAGAGGUGCACUUGUAUCAUUCUUGAAGCCAGAAUCUUUGAAACAAUAUGUUGGAAAAAUUGAUGAUGAAGUUAGGAGACACCUUCAAAUGCAUUGGGAAGGGAAACAACAGGUCAAGGUAUUGCCCCUAAUGAAGAUUCUCACAUUCAACAUAAUUUGUUCCCUACUAUUUGGUCUUGAGAGUGGAAAACAAAGAGAUCAAUUCCUGAGUUCCUUUCAAGCAAUGAUUGCAGGAAUGUGGUCAGUCCCGAUUAAUGCGCCCUUCACACGCUACAACCGCAGCCUCAGGGCAAGUGCAAGGAUCCAAAACAUGUUAAAGGAGAUUGUGCAGCAGAAGAAAGUUGAACGCGAGACAAAUGGCGCCAGUUCCCGCCAAGACUUAAUCAGUUGCUUGCUUAGUAUGGUUGAAGAUGGCAAACAAGUUUUAACUGAGAAGGAAAUAAUCCAUAAUGCUACGCUUGUCAUGGUCGCAGGACAUGAUACAUCAUCUGUUCUAAUCACUUUCAUUAUCCGGCUCUUGGCUAAUGAACCAUCUAUUUAUGCAGCUGUUCUUCAAGAACAGGAAGAGAUAGCAAAAGGCAAGAUCUUAGGAGAGCCUCUAACAUGGGAAGACCUUUCAAAGAUGAAGUACACUUGGAGAGUAGCAAUGGAAACUCUUAGAAGGUUUCCUCCCAUCUUUGGUGGGUUCAGAAAAGCAGCAACAGACAUUGAAUAUAAUGGAUAUAUUAUACCAAAAGGGUGGCAGAUUUUUUGGGUUACAUCAAUGACUCACAUGGACAACAGCAUUUUCCCAGAACCAUCAAAGUUUGAUCCAAGUAGAUUUGAAAACCAAGCAUCUAUACCACCCUAUUGCUUUGUUCCAUUUGGAGGUGGAGCGAGAAUAUGUCCAGGAUAUGAGUUUGCUAAAGUUGAAAUUCUUGUGGCAAUUCAUUACCUUGUGACAAAGUUCAGUUGGAAGCUACUUUCAGACAAUUUCUUCAGCAGGGAUCCAAUGCCAAUACCAACUCAAGGCCUACUGAUUGAGCUUUGCUCAAGAAAACUAUCUUAGCUCUCAUUCAACUACUGCUGGUCCCCAUAAUAAGAUUUUUACUAGAAUAAUUUUGUUAUGUAGAUUAGUGUAUAUUUGUAUUAGCUUAUUUUGUGUUCAACUUCAGGAUAAAGUUUAUGAUUAAAACUUAUGAGGAGGACUUGUUGUAAGGGAACAAUAAAGCAAACUCAAACAUGAACUAAAAUUACAUAUAUCUUUUUCAAUAUC